AUGUGGAAGGUGUUGGAAACGCGGAAGGUGUUGGAAACGCUAUCGGAGAGGGCAGUGCGCAAGCAAGAAAGCUGUGAUGGAAAACUGCUGGAGUGGCCGGGCCGGCCGCACGACGUCUUCUCGGUCCAGGGGGAAGCGAGCAAGCGCUACCACCUGAUCCUGCCCGCCUUCUUCCGCCUCCUGGACACCCUGCACCGGGAGGGGAGGGCGUUCGCCGUCAUCUUCAGGACCUUCGGCACGGACCUGCCCCGCGCCCUCCAGGCCGUCAGCUGCGCCCUGGCCGGGCAGCACCCCCAGUUCCCCACCCUGCGGGAUGUGGUGCUCCCUGUGGACCUCACCCCUGGCCAGAUACGCUGCAGCAAGCGAGAGGUGGUGCUGACAAGGGGAGCAGAGCGGCUGGCCACCCGGGAAGAUGGAAGAAAGCUUUACGACUACUUCAGCUCCUUUGAGGGAAUUGGAGGCUUCCAAGACCACUUUGACUGGUGGGCCAGAAAUCAGUUCUCUUCCCAGGGUGGGAAGCCCCUGUGGGUCGACCCCCAUGAUCCCGGCAUUCACCACAUCUUCAUCGACGACAACAUCCGGCUGGACGAUGCGGACACCAUUGUUCAUCCCCAGGUGUUUUCGGAGCAGGGCAGCAGCAGCCCCAGGCGCGCUCCCACCUCGGAGCUGUACGACGUUUGCCUGGUGCAGACCGACCUGCUGGAGGCCAUUGCCGACGAGGACUAUUUCCUGCGCUGCGUGAGGAGGUGCGAGGAGAACUACGACCGCUACCUGGCCUGCGCGGAGGAGGACACCCCGAGCCAGCGGUGGGAUGGACAGUGAUGCCACCUCGCGGGGCCGAGGGGCUCUGGACUGGGACACCCCCUGCUUCCUGCUGCGCGCAGGCAAAGUCCCAGGCUGGGUUUCUGCUUCGAGCUGUCCCCUCUCCGAUGUGUGACGUGCCCGCUCGGUCCUGCCAGGAACCUCCAUGCCUGAGCACAAGCGUCCUGGGAGCUUGUGUGACGGGAUCCCUGGAGGAAACAGCUUUCCUUUCCUCGUUAGCGCUGUGAGGAGCUGCCUGCCUGGCUGGCGGGGCAGGGGCAACGCAAGCAGCCACGCUAGUGUUCACACCUCCCUUCCCACUCCCGCACCAGUGGCUGGUGCGGAGCAGGUGCCGGGGUAAGCGCAGUGUUACCGGCGGCAUGCCCAAGUGCCAUUUGUGCCACGGUGUUCUCCCCGGCAGAGCUAGCGAUGCCGCGUCACUUCUGCCUGUUU
Messenger RNA from Aptenodytes forsteri (emperor penguin), 1254 nucleotides. RefSeq lists its product as uncharacterized. The coding region runs from base 1 to 822 and encodes 273 amino acids. The transcript has 5 exons. Lineage: Eukaryota; Metazoa; Chordata; Aves; Sphenisciformes; Spheniscidae. The record is from RefSeq and is a predicted model, not a curated record.